This is a messenger RNA of Danaus plexippus (monarch butterfly), 2375 nucleotides long. RefSeq names its product transmembrane protein 169. Lineage: Eukaryota; Metazoa; Arthropoda; Insecta; Lepidoptera; Nymphalidae. The record is from RefSeq and is a predicted model, not a curated record. The transcript is spliced from 2 exons. Bases 254 to 1477 code for a protein of 407 amino acids.
CAAAUGGUGGCGGCUUAGGGUAUUUCUUUUUCUUUUUAUAACACAAAAGUAGUAGAGUUGAAGUGUUUUUUAUAAGAAAAUGAAUAUUGGUGAAGAUAUACUUCUAAAAGGCUAUGUAGCCGGCCUUUCCGUCUAACAAAAUACAUUUAUGUAUCUCGAAAUUUUAGCUACUAGUCCUUUUUUGUCUCAAAGGUGUUGUUAAAAUUUUUAAACUACAUUUUUACAUAAACAAAACUUUGAAAACAAACACGCUAUGGCUAAAGUAGAACCUCCACUUUUCAUACUUCCCAAAAAGCGUAAUGGAAAGAAACCAAACCCUGUAGCAGGCCAUGUUGAUCACAUUAUUACCGUUCAGGGAGCGGCAGAAAAUGAAUUGCCAACUAAAUACAUAAAUGGUUUAUCGCCGGUUACUGAACACGUAGUAAACGGUAUCAUACAUUCCACUAUGGAGGGACUCAAAUCAAACAUGAAAAUUAAUCUGCCAAUAAUUAAUGAUGUAAACGACGAAUUUACUAACGACUCUGCACCUCAAAAUGAUCAAAAGACACAAAGAAAUGGCUAUCAACCAUUAUCCACAAUUCAUGGCAGUCGUGAAAUUAUUGACCUAUCACCGAUAUAUGAGAAUUCCUCAGAUGCUUGCUCAAGUCACGGCGACUUGAGAGAAAUUAAUGAGAAUGAAUUACAACGCAGUUGUAAAGUCCUCAACAGUGAAAAUUAUGAAAGUUCAUGUCCCACACCUAACAGCCUAUCUCAGACCCAAUCAGAAAACAGUUUUGAAAUGGGCCCACUUACAGACAGCCUUAAAAACAGUGCUAAGAGGCGUAAGAGGGUUAAUAUUGUUGCUGGUAUAGUUGAAACUGACAAUACCGACACAGAAAUUACAGCUUUAAGAGUGGAAUCUGAAGGUUCGAUAUCACCUGAAUGUUCUUUGUCUGAAAACAAAGAUGGUUAUUUGACUAUGACAGGCACAAUUAAGAGAGGAAAGAAAAAGGGGCAGAAUGUAGAUGUGAAACUUAAUAUAUCACGGGAGGAGCUGGAAAUUAUUGAAGCCGCAAUUGUGGCUGAUGAAUAUAACAAGAUGGAUGUAUCCAAAUGCUCCCUAUAUAAUGGACCCCAUAUCUUCAUAUUCACUCUCAUUUGUAUACCAUUUGUUGCCAUAAUAUCUGCCACAUACUCCUUCUAUAUAGGCACUAUGGCUUGGUACAACAUUUUUACUCAUGUCACCGAAGAUUUCAGCUGUAUCAAGAAGGUGUUUUUUGCACCGCUUGUGAUAUUGUCUUAUCCAUUUCUGAUAGUAAUUUUUACAGUCAUCCUCGGAUUGUAUGCUGGUAUCGCACAACUAACUUUCAGCGGAACAAACUGGUGGAAGGAUGUGUCUGAUUUUGAGAAGGGCUUUUACGGUUGGCUUUGUAAUAGUCUAGGUAUGUCCGAAUGUAGUCCUUACGAAGUCGUCGUUCUGAUGGAUGUCAAGCAGUAAGCACGUCAGCAUAUAAUUAAGUUGUGAUUUUUAUAUUAUACAUUUUAAAAUACUUCCAGCUACAAAUAAUACUGCCAUAUUUAAAUUAUUAGAGGCUUAGUUAUAAUUUGUAAAGCAACUAAUCUAGUCAGAAGUAAUUUAAGCUAAACAUUCCACUCUACAUCACACAUCAAGUUUUCUAUUUAGCGAAACGAAAACGGGAGCAAUGAUGUCACUUUUAUAGAAAUUUUAAUGGGCGUUUUUGAAUUCUAUAUUUAAGAAAGACUGGUUUAAAAGUAGGGAUAAAAAACUAGUCACGUAAUCGUUACACAAAAUGGGCAGCUUAAUAGAAGAUAAAUUUUCAUAGAUUAAUUUAGCCUACAUUUUCAUAUUAUCUGCAUGUUCGAAAAGAUUUAAUCAUAGAAAUUUUUAUUAUGCAACCAGAUAUUUUAUUGAUCUCAUUUUAAUGUUUCUCAGUUUAUAGGGAAUUUUAUAUAGAAAUGAAUGUACUCAUAUCAAUCUAUAUAUUGGAAUUAAAAUUAUAAUUCUAAAUAUACUAAGGAUGCACUAUUAUAAGAAUAGCAUAGGUACAACACUAAGAGAAGGUAAAUCAUAAUCGUAUAUCUAAACGAAACCGUAACAUGUUUUGCUUAGCAUAACUUAAUUUGAUGCUUAGCAAGAUUGUAUCAAAUAUUGAAAUAAAUUACGCAAUCAUUAUUCAUAGUAUAAAGACUGAUGUAUUCUAGUCACUAUUGUGUCCAUUUUCUAUGUAAUAAAACAUUUUACAAAACAAUUUGUUUUACUAAAACAUAAUCUACAAUUAACAUAUAAUUCAAUCAUGAAGUAUCUUUUGGUUGACUCUGUUCUGAUUUUGGUUCCUUUACUUCCUUGUCUAUUCUUUCCUUCGCACGGACUAUUU